Mytilus trossulus (common blue mussel) is the source of this 1230-nucleotide messenger RNA. RefSeq lists its product as uncharacterized. The transcript has 11 exons. NCBI's taxonomy places the organism in Eukaryota, Metazoa, Mollusca, Bivalvia, Mytilida, Mytilidae. The record is from RefSeq and is a predicted model, not a curated record. Bases 72 to 1148 code for a protein of 358 amino acids.
GUAACAUAUUGUGUUUGCAAUUACUAUAAAAAGUGGCAACUUAGAGUCAACAUCACCUAUCAUCCUUCAACAUGAGUCGACUGAUAUGCUUACUGCUCCUUGUGGUUGCUGCAACAGCUUACAGGUAUAACGAUGGUUCUAAGACAGUGAUAAUAAGGCACCCACUUUAUGGUGACGAUAAUGUAGUCAGUUACGUAAAUUACUGCAACAGAUUCCAUGGAUUUAAAAUCAGCAACAACAGAUUUUCUUAUGCCGGUAAAGCAUACCUUCUGAAAUGUGGAGCUCAAAGAUUUUACAAUUUAUGGAGCAAUUGCUGGAAUAGAUAUCAUAGCCAACGUAUUUGUUUUGGUCGACUCAGGAAGAUAAAUCUAUUUGCAGUUUACUCUGGAGAUAACGACUCUGACUCUGACUCUGACUCUGAUGAUACUGUAGGAUCUGUGUCCGUAAUAAGUUAUUUGGAUUACUGCAACAGAUACCAUGGAUUCAAAAUUAGAAAUAGUAGAUUCUCAUACGGUGGAAAAGUAUACAGACUGAAAUGUAAGGCUCAAAGAUUUUACAAUUUAUGGAGUAACUGCUGGAAUAGUUAUAAAAGCAGAAGUGUCUGUUUUAACCGAUUCAGGAAGAGAAAUCUAUUUGUACUUUACACUAGAGGUUGGGACGCUGACUAUUAUGGUACAGGAUCAUCCGUUGUAAGCUAUUUGGAUUACUGCAACAAAUUCCAUGGAUUCAAAAUCAGAAACAGUAGAUUCUCAUACGUAGGAAAAUCAUACAGACUGAAAUGUAAAGCUCAAAAAUUUUACAAUUUAUGGAGUAAUUGCUGGAAUAGAUAUCAUAGCCAACGUAUUUGUUUUGGGCGACUCAGGAAGAUAAAUCUAUUUGGAGUUUACUCCGGAGAUUACGACUCUGAUGAGGAUACUGUAGGAUCUGUGUCCGUAAUUAGUUAUUUGGAUUACUGCGGAAAAUACCAUGGAUUUAAAAUCAGCAAUAGUAGAUUUUCAUACGGAGGAAAAGCAUACAGAGUGACAUGUGGACUACAGAAAUUUUAUAACUACUGGGGUAACUGCUGGAAUAGUUAUAAAAGCAGAAGUGUCUGUUUUAGACGACUCAGAAAUUACUAUAAACUUUAUCCCAGAGUAUACGGAUGGUGAGCAGUAAAACUGUCUAUAAAGAUUACUAAUGAGGGUCCAAUGUACCACAACUUUUGAAUGACAAUAAACAUAUUUAAAUGUU